Messenger RNA from Cylicocyclus nassatus, 1363 nucleotides. The record is from the annotation of a GenBank genome assembly. NCBI's taxonomy places the organism in Eukaryota, Metazoa, Nematoda, Chromadorea, Rhabditida, Strongylidae.
AUGACACCAACGAACAAGAUGAUGAAGAAUGCCUUGGCAUCAACGACACCAUUUAUUGAAAAAGGUACGUCUCUUCUUCCUUUCGAAACGGACCCUGCAUACCAGACAGGUACUCGCUCGCUUAUUCUAAUCUAUUGCGAAGCAGGCUCAGCGUUUGAGUCUCUAUUCCGUCGAGCGUUACAAUGCCUUCCGAGCGAAGAUGUCGAGCGGCAACGACGAUUCCGAUUUCGAGAUGAUAGUCUGGCGUGUGUGGUGGGGCGGCUGUUGAUUAGACAAGCUGUUAGAACCGCAUGCUCUCUACCUUGGCAUGCAAUUGACAUUGCUAAGACAGAAAGAGGCAAACCAUAUUUGAUAAAUGAAAGGUCUCAUUUGAACUUCAACGUAUCCCAUCAAGGAGAUCUCGUAGUGCUUGCAAGCAGUGAAAAAGAGGAAAUCGGUGUUGAUGUGAUGCGGAUAGAUGACUAUAGAGCUGAUACAGCUUUGGAGCACAUCGAGCGCAUGUCGAAACUGUUUACUAUGGGCGAGCUGCGGAUGAUGCGCAGCAAAAAGACGGAGAAGGACAGAUGGACUGCGUUCUACCGUAUAUGGUGCCUCAAAGAAUCAGUCUUGAAAGCAACCGGUACUGGGCUAGUUAACGACUUGCGUACUCUCGAUUUUCACACUAGCGACGAACAACAUAAACCUGGCUGUUUCAUCACCUCUACGACUUGGGCGGAGAAUAGUGUGAAGCAGCCCAACUGGUUGUUUGAAGAAAGCUUCAUAAAUGACGAUCAUUGCGUAGCUGUUGGCAGGAUUCUACCUGAUGAAAAGAGUGUUUCGUUGGAAAGGGAACAAGCUCAAUUGACAAAGAACUUUUUCCACUUCGUGUCCUUCGAUGAGUUACUGGCUGGAAGCACUGUGGUCAAUCCAAUCGACGAUGGUGGUGCAGACGAUUUUGCGGAGUACAUGGCUAAGUCGAAAAAGACAUGGUGAACUGGUGCCGUUUGUGUCCAAAAUAUUUUUUCCAUGUUAUCAACUAAUCUAAUACACUGUUUUCGUCUUUGAUUUGAAACAUCCCAUCUCACUCAGGUUACGGUAGAAGUUUGCCUGCCCGCAUUAUUUUUAACUUUCUUAUAUAACUGUUUCUCAGAAAUGCAUUGUUGAUAUAAAUCUGGAACUUUUAUGCUGUCUUCUUUAUCUUCAUCUUGUAGUAAAUGAUUCUCAUGCUUCACUUCUGUUUCUCCCUGGCUGUUCCGGCUUCACCUUUUCACUUCAGUGAACUUUUUUAAUUUCAUUAAAAAUCAAGCUGUAUGCUGUAAUAAUCUAUCGACGGACUCCUAUAGUAGGUUACAAAAAUAUUGACAUACAGUAAUUUAGUGCACGC